UGCACAAUGACUACGCUGAUACGACGCUCACGAACAUUUCCUGCAGCAUCUCAUAAUCCAGACCAAACUCACUCGGAAAGUGGAUACAUUUUUCCCGCUGCUCUACGAGACCUCACCAUUUCCUCAAGUUCUUUUCAGCCAAACAAUUAGCUACAGGAAAUCAGUUCCAGAUCCACCUCUAGCCUACCAUGUCUGAACCAGGUUCUGGUUGUGGUGUUCCAGCCCAGAGAAGCUCACAGCGGGCUCCAGAGAUGCUAUUAGUGAAGCUGGGGGACUGCAGUCAAACACUGGAACUCAAUGUGAUUGUCAAAGAGGAGGAGGAGGAGAGAGAAAUCAAUGAGGGGGAGGAGGAAGAGAGAGAGGAGGACAGGGCCUCUGUUGACUCAGGAGAGAUCCCCAACCCAGACUCAGUCAACAAGCCCAGUUCCACAGCAUCAAGACUGCCUGGUAGUGGGAGUUAUUCGUGCCCUCAAUGUGAGAAGAGUUUCAGUUCCUCAACUAUUCUAAAGAAUCAUCAAAGAGUACACACUGGAGAAAAACCUUUCCACUGCUCUGCAUGUGGGAAGAGUUUCAGUGAGAAAGUAAACCUUAAGAGACACGAGAGAGUACAUAGUGGAGAGAAGCCUUACCACUGCACCCAAUGUGGGAAGAGCUUCAAUCAUUCUGGAAGCCUUAAGGAACACCAAAGAGUACAUACAGGGGAGAAACCUUACCACUGUGCUCUUUGUAGGAAGCAUUUCAGUCAGCCAGGAAGCCUUAAGAAACACCAGAGAAUUCAUACAGGGGAGAAACCUUACCACUGCUCACAGUGUGGAAAGAAUUUUCGUUUCGCAGGAGACCUAAAGAGUCACCAGAGAUCACACAGUGGAGAGAAGCCUUACCACUGUUCUCAGUGUGGCGAGGGAUUCACUCAGCUCAGGCGUCUUAAACGUCAUCAGAGGAUACACAUUGGAGGGAAGCCUGUCUGUGUUUUAAAUGUGAUUGUCAAAGAGGAGGAGGUUGAGAGGGAAAUCAAAGAGGAGGAAAAGCGAGAAGUUGAGGAAGAGGAGGACAAUAGUGGUAUAGUUGACCCAGAUACAUCAACAUUACCUGGUUGUAGUCUUUACCCCUGCCAUCAAUGUGGGAAGAGUUUCCGUUCCUCAAGUAAUCUACAGAAUCAUCAAAAAGUACACAUUGGAGAAAAGCCUUACCACUGCUCUGAGUGUGGGGAGGGAUUCACUCAGCUACUACGUCUUAAAAGUCAUCAGAUAAUACACAAUGGAGGGAAGCCUGUUUGUGCGUUAAAUGUGAUUGUCAAAGAGGAGGAGGUUGAGAGGGAAAUCAAAGAGGAGGAAAAGCGAGAAGUUGAGGAAGAGGACGACAAUAGUAGUGUAGUUGACCCAGAUACACCAAGACUGCCUGAUCGUGGUCGUUACCCAUGUCAUCAAUGUGGGAAGAGUUUCCGUUCCUCAAGUAAUCUAAAGAAUCAUCAAAGAGUACACACAGGAGAGAAACCUUACCACUGCUCCCAAUGUGGGAGGGGUUUCAGUGAGAAGGUAAAUCUUAAGAGACAUGGCAAAGUACAUAGUGGAAAGAAGCCUUAUCACUGCACCCAAUGUGAGAAGAGCUUUAAUUAUUCAGGAAGCCUUAAGGAACACCAGAGAAUACAUACAGGGGAGAAGCCUUACCACUGCUCUCUAUGUGGUAAGAGUUUCAGUCAGCCAGGAAACCUUAAGAAACAUCAGAGAAUACAUACAGGGGAGAAGCCUUACCACUGCUCUCUUUGCGGUAAGAGUUUCAGUCAGCCAGGAAACCUUAAGAAACAUCAGAGAGUACAUACAGGCGAGAAGCUUUACCACUGCUCUCAUUGUGGGGGGGGUUUCACUCAGCUAAGAAGUCUUAAAAGUCAUGAGAAAAUACACAUUGGAGGGAAGCCUGCCUGUGCUUUCAAUGUGAUUGUCAAGGAGGAGGAGGAGGAGGAGGAAGAAAAGAAAUAAGUUGAGGGAGAGGAGAGUGACGUGAAAUAAAGGUGAAGUGAGAAUACAUAAGCAACUCUAUAGUUAUUGAAAUUCACACCUAUCCUUGCAAUGGCAUCUUCCGUGACGGCAUGGUCAUGGGCAGCACCAUUUGAGUUUUAAAAAUCAGUAAGGGUUUUUCCUGCACAACUGUAAAACCAGACUGUAGCCUUGUCACAGCCAGGUCAGCAGUCGGGGUAAUUCCAUAACGUAAUAGUGUCAUCCGUAUUUAGAUGAGAUCGAGACAAGAUCGUUAACAACUAUAGUGGUUGCUGUAAUAGUGCUAUUCCCAGGCCUAAAGCCUGGUUUACGUUAACAAUACGUGUCUCAUUGUAAACCAGGUUGCCAGUCCGGGUCAAAGCCUGUGUUCCUGGCCUUGACCCAAGCAUAAUUUAUUUAAUGAAUUGUUUCUGAACAGGAUACCACCUCCUAAUGUGCUACAGUGUGUAUAGUCUGAACAAGAUCCCUCCUCCUAAUGUACUGCAGUGUGUACAGUCUGAACAGGAUACCACCUAAUGUACUGCAGUGUGUACAGUCUGAACAGGUACAAAGCCAAGGUUGGUGAUUUACUGCUACCUGCAGUUAUGGAAUGUUAUCUCAGGACUAUAAAUUAAUUGGUUGACUCCUCCUCCUGACCUCCUCCUGACCUGGAUGGAAUUAUACGACCUGGAUAUAGUGCACUACAUUUGACCAUGAUUUUUGGAAUGAGAUGUUGGACGAGCAGGUGUCACACUACAUCGGUAACCACUACAAACGUAUCUUCCUCUAUCUACUACCAAACAGAGAAACGCUCCAUUUUCACAUCUGCUGAUGUUGGGUUGGUGCUUGAGGUUCUGAAUAUGUAGUAGAAUGUUUUUGAAAUGUCCCUUUUAAAGGUACGUAUGCCCAUGUACACGACUAACAUUUAAAUGUAAAACAGUUGACAGUAGCAUAAUCUAUAUUUGACUUGAGCUGAAUACUGGGGCUGAGUCUAUAUAUAGUAUAUACUGGGGGCUGAGUCUGUAUAUAGUAUAUACUGGGGGCCGAGUCUAUAUAUAGUAUAUACUGG
Oncorhynchus kisutch (coho salmon) is the source of this 3042-nucleotide messenger RNA. Its product is annotated as zinc finger protein 883-like. The coding region runs from base 189 to 1976 and encodes 595 amino acids. The transcript has 3 exons. Lineage: Eukaryota; Metazoa; Chordata; Actinopteri; Salmoniformes; Salmonidae. Gene Ontology annotation, biological process: regulation of transcription by RNA polymerase II. The record is from RefSeq and is a predicted model, not a curated record. Gene Ontology annotation, molecular function: DNA-binding transcription activator activity, RNA polymerase II-specific; RNA polymerase II cis-regulatory region sequence-specific DNA binding. Gene Ontology annotation, cellular component: nucleus.